GUGUUCUCCACACCGUUUUAGAAGAUAAGAUAAACCGACAGAACAAUCAACACGCCACAGCAUUCGUAUAUUGGUUUUGGACGGUAUGUCAGCCAUGAAUCUCUUAUUCGUUCUGACAUUGACGUUAUCUAGCGCGACAUACGUUAGCGGUUAUUGUUUCGUGUCAGCCAGUGAUACCGCUCACGGCGGCAAAUGCGCUCUUCAGAACGGAACGCUCAUUGAUGUUGGGACGGAGGUGACCUACGCAGACAAAUGUGAACGCUGCAUAUGUAUCGUUUCUCAUCAGAGCGGAUCGGUCUUGUCAUGUUGUGGAUACGGUAUCCAUGCAGGGGUGUUUGCCCCAAUACCAGGAUGUAAGAUUACAACUGAGGAGGACGGAUGCACGAUGAGACUCGUGCGAGAGGACGACGAGACCAAAGACUGCUGAAGUUGAAUUACUGAAUUGUGAUAUAGCAACACGUUAAAUAAUAGAUUGUUAACAUAUA
Dreissena polymorpha is the source of this 485-nucleotide messenger RNA. RefSeq lists its product as uncharacterized. The transcript has 3 exons. NCBI's taxonomy places the organism in Eukaryota, Metazoa, Mollusca, Bivalvia, Myida, Dreissenidae. Bases 86 to 427 code for a protein of 113 amino acids. The record is from RefSeq and is a predicted model, not a curated record.